This is a messenger RNA of Pogonomyrmex barbatus (red harvester ant), 4055 nucleotides long. RefSeq names its product G protein-coupled receptor Mth2. Gene Ontology annotation, biological process: cell surface receptor signaling pathway; G protein-coupled receptor signaling pathway. Lineage: Eukaryota; Metazoa; Arthropoda; Insecta; Hymenoptera; Formicidae. Gene Ontology annotation, molecular function: G protein-coupled receptor activity. Gene Ontology annotation, cellular component: membrane. The record is from RefSeq and is a predicted model, not a curated record.
UUAAUCGGUCGACAGCCGAUCUUAGUGUAUCGAAUAAUUUUUCCUCGCUAUAUUAAUAUGUAAAUUCAAGGCAAAUGCUCAUAUCGCAAAGCGCAAAAAUCAACAAUUUUAUCUGUGUUAAUAAGUUAUCGAACAAAUAAAUCGCCGAUUAAUCAGAGCUUGGAAGUCACCCUAAGGGAUGGUCCUUCCGAGAACGGCGGGUUACGCGAUUAUUUAGCGAAUCAACCAGAUCGAACAAAUAUCUGUCCACGACGAUCGAUAACGCGGGUGUAAAAUACUUUUGGUAUAUAUCACGUCCGCUCGUACGUAUGUACCAGCUUAACCAUCGUCACGUUCGUCGGAGUGCGUGCAUCACGCUCUUCUCUCUCUCUCUCUCUCUCUCUCUCUUUCUCUCUCCCCUCUAUCCCUCCUUCGAUAAAAGCAUCAGCGGAUUGAGGUAUUCAGCCAGUCAGUUCUCGGACGCCGAUCGGUCCGAAUCGUGUGCCACGUGACACCUCUUGAUCGCCGGGCACGCUGUCGGUCUCUGAUAAUUAUCACAAUUAAAAGGAUCUCACGUCACUGAUAGAGGAAAGGAAAACAAUCUCGCGGAAAACGCUCGCGAAUACGAGGAACUAAACUCGGUUGACUAAAUAGGAAAUCUUGCGGAAAGAUCGAUCCCACGACUUAUCGUGAGACUUAUCGCACUUUGACUGGGAAAAAUACGAUUUGGUGGAGAUUAAACGAUUAAAUGCGUAUCUACGUGUGCGUAGAUUUUCGACAAUCGAUCAUCUGUUAUACACGGUGUUCGGUAAUUCAUUGAGAGAGCUGAUGCACGUGGGCGCUGUUUUUGACAGGAUCAAGGAAUUUUCGACGAUCACACGUCUCAGGUAUUUUUGGACCACGCAGGAUCCAGCAGGGAUUUCCAGAUGACUUAAUGCUCACACCGAACAUAUCAAAUGUGAUUGAUGACACGUGCAUUCACGCUGGAGAGAUCACUGAAAAAGUUUUAUGUGUGAGAGCGCGAGAUAACGAACGAGAAGUAGUAGGUGGUCGUUGGAGAAUCAAUCGAUAAUACCUCGUUAAUCUCAAGUUUAUGAUUCUCGAGAACUGCGGAUUUACCUGACUGACUAACUCAGCCAACUGACUAAGGGGAAAAGGAGAGAGCGAGAGAGAAAGCUGACUGAAAUCUUGAAUUAAAUCUGGCACCAGUCAGGCAAAUAACGCCCGCAUUACACGGAAGACUUAUCGGCCAGUGCAAGCAGGGUGUGACGAGAUAAAUGUGCAAGAUCUAGUAACGAUAACGAGUGACGAAAGAGGAGCAAAAGCCGUCUGUCUCGUCUGAAUAUCGCCGGGACGAGCGUUGCCUGGAGUAAUCGCCUCGUAUUGCAUCCGGAGCAAGGCCGUGCUGUUUCCACUUCACACAAAGUUCAACAAUUGAAAAAUCCAAAGUUCGAUUAUGUUCAACGCGAAGUGCUCGACGCGUAUAUUAAUUUAGAGGUUGACGCAAUCUAAAUCCCGAUCGCGAGAUUCGAACACACAUUCUCGAUCGACUCGAUAGACUCUUGAUAAGACGCAACUACCGUCCAGGAUGCGGUUCGCCGACGUCUGUGUCAUUUUCGUGUGCUUAUCGGCGCCAAUUGCGCGCGCGAGUGACGUGAUACCCACCAUACAUCCUAUCCCAUUGCAAAAUGAGACGUCAGUCCCGGAGGAAUAUCAGCAUCUACCGUUAGCAGCGAAAUGUUGUCCCGUAAACGAGAUCCUCAUAAAAGACGCGGCCAAUAAUAGCAUUUGCGCCCCUGCAAAAGACUCAUCGAUGCACUUUUCACCUCUCUUCAGCGACUUCAAUCGCACCGGUGUGCUGAUACCUGGCGACGAGAUUAAGACAUUCGUCGCUGUUGUGGGAAGUCCCUGCGAUCAAAAGUACAUGCUGCAUCCGGAGAAAACCAGCGAGGAUGAAUAUUACUUAUUGAUGAAUGGUUCUAUCUACGCGCCGCGAAUCGAUCGUACACCGCUUAUGCUGAUGCCCGGUAAGAACUAUUGCAUGGAAGUUGUGCCUGAUCUGGGACUUCGAGUACUCGUCUGUUUCCCCGAAGUUACCGCCAACAAGACUGCAGAUGCGCGGGUGACCAUUUACGCCUGCGGGCUCUUGAUCUCAGUUCCUUUCCUGAUUCUUACUAUUGCGGCUUAUGUGAUAACGCCGAGGUUGAGGGACAUGCACGGGAAAGCCCUUUGCCACUAUUGCGGCUGUUUGGCGCUAGCCUUCACCACUUUGGCCAUUACGCAACUCGUGAGCACGUAUUUGCCGCCUCAAGUCUGCGUUAGCAUAGCAUUCGUCAUCCAGUUCUCGUUCGUGGCCUGCUUCUUUUGGCUGAACGUGAUGUGCAUCGAGACAUGGUUGCUGGUAUGCCACCACGUGAACCAGCGCUCAUAUAGAAGGAUCGAGCCUGAAACGUUAUUCUUCUACUACUCGAUAUGGGCUUGGGGUCCGUCGGCCGUCCUCAUUCUCAUCUCGAUGGCGAUGGAUCUCAGUCCCACGAUACCCAUGACCUACGUCAAGCCCAGUUUCGGUAGCGAUAGCUGUUGGUUCAAGUCCGACGCGGAAGCCAUGCCAUAUUUCUACGUACCUAUCGGUCUCCUCCUGUUGGCGAAUAUGGUCCUGUUCAUAAUCACUGCCGUCAGGAUCAGCAGAUAUCAGCAAGAACUCGCGCUAAGACGCUUAGCCAGGAAUCAGCAUUCUGAUCGGGAAGAUCAAAGGCUCUUCCGUAGGCUCCAGCGGACUUUCUUCGUUUGCCUAGUGCUCUUUUUCCUUAUGGGUCUCAACUGGACAAUGGAACUUAUCUCUUGGUGGGCUGGCGGCGACCCUCUCGACUGGUCGGCGUUCGAUUUGGUGAACGCGCUUCAAGGGGUCCUCAUCUUCGGUCUGUUUGUCCUGCGAAGACCCAUUAGAGAUUUCGUCUGGCAUCGAGUACAAAAGAUACGGGGAAUCGAUGCCACGGAACCAGUCGGAAGCAUGGACUUGGCGUUACUACCCGUGAUAAACGGCGAUUGCCAAGAUUCCUUGCCCAGAUAGAUCGUCGUUCAAUAAUUCUCAAAGUUCUCAGAAAGAAAGAGAUCGAUCUUUUCCUAGACACGAGAGGACGAUUAACGCAGGUGGCUGGCUGAAGUGAUAUCGGCCGUGAAUUUUAAGCGAUCGAUAAACCGAUAAACCGAUGGAGCCAGCGGAAGAAAGAAACCGGGAUACACGACGAUGAUAAAAGUUAUUUUAACCUCGUCGAUAUAGAACAACGGAACGGAGCGGCCUUCUUGAUCAGCAACGUUCAAAGAGAAAUAUCGCUGUGAUAUGAUUUCGUUUACAAACUACCCGAGAGAUCCACCUAAGCUAGUUGCACGUAAUUAAUCCCCGAGGGAUUUAACGCGCUGAGCUUUCGCCCAAAGGAGAUUAUUUCUAUUUAAUUGCAUCACAAUCGUUAAAAGUAAUAGUUCUAGUCCUUUCUGUAAUAUAUCUAUAAUUGGAAACAUAUCAUGCGCGCGGAGUGUUUUGAUUUCGAGCAAAAUACUACAUCCGCGUUUCCGCAGAGAAAAUGUACAACGUGCGUUUCUGCGCGCGUUGAAUCGCAAUGAAAAUGAAGUUUUCCUGCAAGGUAAUGUGUUACAUAAACACAUUGCUCAUUCAUCCUUCUGAAAUAUAGUGCAUGCUACGUGACGUACAUUUUUGCACUAAUUAUACAAUCCUGAAAACAUAAGUAAUAAAUGGACCUCAAAUUAAGGAUCUCAAGCGAUAAAAAUACAAUCGGUAAUUGUAUGCAAGUGUGAGAAUCGGUGUUCAAGAGCGUGAAGAGCGAUUACGUAUUAGUAAUAACAAUGCAUCAUAGUUCGCGGUAUUACGACGAUACUUGCAUGUAAUUCUUCAAUUCAUGCAAGUCGAUAUUCACAUUGAUAAUCAUUUAUCUUAUACUUACGCAUCGCUUAAUGUCGGACAGUACAACGUGCUACGAUACAAUAUUAUGCAAAAUUCAUUCCAUAUUUAUGGAAAUUGCGGUAUGACGUUACAUUAGCGACUUAUUAUAAAUUGCGCA